AUGCCAUCGCCCCCCACAAGACUGCCCAGCCCCUAUGGCUCUGAUCGGCUGGUACGGCUAGCAGCCAGGCUCCGGCCAGCUCUAUGUGAUACACUGAUUACUGUAGGGAGCCAGGAGUUCCCUGCCCACAGCCUGGUGCUAGCAGGUGUGAGCCCCCGGCUGGGCCGCAGGGGCCGGUGGGCUCUGGUAGAAGGGAUCAGCCCUUCCACCUUUGCCCAGCUUCUGUACUUUGUUUAUGGGGAGAGUGUAGAACUGCAGCCUGGGGAGCUGGGGCCCCUUGAGGAGGCAGCCAGGGCCUUGGGGGUGCAGGCCUUGGAAGAGGCAUGCAAGAGGGCUCGAAGGGACAGGCCUAAAGAAGAGCUGGAUCCAGGGCUGAAGAAACAUCAGGAAGAGCCAGAGAAAUCCAUGAGGGAUUCUGAGAGAGAACUGGGACUUGGAGAGAAGCGACAACCAGAGAAGUUUUUUAGAACUGAUGGAAGAGAACACGAGAUGUUGCACAAGUACAAGCCACCAAGAGAGAGCACUGACAUGGCAGAGGCAAUGCAGGAAGGCCAGGAGAAGCAGAUGAGAUCAAAGGAGGAGAAACUCAGCCAAUCCCCUGUUGGUCACAGGGGAGCAGAUGGGAAGCAAGGAGUGGUCAUGUGGGUGAGGGGGAGUCCAGCGGGCUCUGAGGAAAGUCUGCGGGAGUUCCCUGGCCCCAUUCCCCCACCAGGUUCCCUCCAAACCAGCAUCAUCCCCAGGCCCUGGUGGGCUGAGGCCCCUCAGUUGGGAGAGGGCCAGCCUGCCCUGUGGAGCAUCCUGCUGUUGCCGCCCAGAUAUGGCACUCCUUUCUCCCAUAGCACCCCCAUCACUGGAGCCUGGCAGGAGGUCUGGCCUCGGGAUCAGAGGAUCCCACUGUCCUUAAACCCCCACAAAGGACUCUGGAGCCAGAACCAGCUUGCUUCCUCCAGCUCCACUCCAGGUUCCCUCCCCCAGGGUCCCACUCAGUCCAGCCCUGGGGAGAUGGAAGAGUCUGAUCAGGGGCACACAGGUGGGCUUGCAAACUGUAUGGGUGAUGAGGGCACAACAGGCUACCCAUCUCAGCAACACCCUCCUGCUCGGUCUCGGCCCUAUUCUUGUUCUGUCUGUGGAAAGAGGUUUUCACUCAAGCAUCAGAUGGAGACACACUACCGAGUCCACACAGGAGAGAAGCCCUUCUCCUGUAGCCUCUGUCCUCAACGCUCCCGGGACUUCUCAGCCAUGACCAAGCACCUGCGGACGCAUGGAGCCGCUCCCUACCGCUGCCCUCUAUGCGGGGUCGGCUGCUCCAGCCUGGCCUCCAUGCAGGUCCAUAUGCGUGGCCACUCUCCCAGCCAGCUCCCGCCCGGAUGGACCAUUCGCUCUACCUUCCUGUACUCCUCCUCCUCCUCCUCGAGGCCGUCCCAGCCCUCGACCUCUCCCUGUAGAUCCUCUUCCUCCACCACCUGACGGGGUGUCGGUAGCUUCUUUGGCCUCAGCCAAGAGUCCAAUUAAAGAAUGAAAGGCGGGCCUGCUCGGCUUCUGACCUGGCACCGCUGCUACGGUGGCCUAGAAAAUUCUGCUCCAGAAGCACCUCUGGAAGGGCACCGAGAGCUCUCUCCCAGAUGUCCGCGGGUCGCAGAAGCCUGGGUCAGUGAGCACAGGUGGGCGAGGGUACUGAGGUUUGCACGAGUGAAGGUUAACUGUAUACGGGGGCUGUCAAUUGCAUAAUCAGAAUAAAGAGUUUCCUGUGCUCUCCUCUCAGGACAAGAAA
Molecule: messenger RNA, 1771 nt
Organism: Galeopterus variegatus (Sunda flying lemur)
Lineage: Eukaryota; Metazoa; Chordata; Mammalia; Dermoptera; Cynocephalidae
Gene: ZBTB32
Product: zinc finger and BTB domain containing 32
Exons: 5
Coding region: 1-1467 (488 amino acids)
Biological process (GO): regulation of transcription by RNA polymerase II
Cellular component (GO): nucleus
Molecular function (GO): DNA-binding transcription factor activity, RNA polymerase II-specific; protein binding; RNA polymerase II cis-regulatory region sequence-specific DNA binding
Source: RefSeq, a predicted model, not a curated record